AUGGGUUAUGUGCACAAGGAAGUAUCGACGCUCAUCUUUGUGACCGGCUAUAAUCGCACCGAACAUACAUCAAGACAUUGCUGCAAGAUCAAGAGGGCCGUCAUGAUGGCCUUUUGCGGACGGUGGAACGGAUACGGUACCAUGGCACACUCCGGGGUGAUCACAGAUAGGGUCCAGCCUGUUCCUUGCCCAAAAAGGUAUCCUGCGGCCGCUAUAACCGACUUCCUGAUCCCGUGUGGGACGAGAAGCCGGCGGCGCUUUGAUGAGGAAGAGAAAGGACAUCUCAAAUUAGCGUGCAGGGUGAUGCCAGCCUGGCAUAGUUGGAGUCAGAACCCCUAG
Molecule: messenger RNA, 339 nt
Organism: Neurospora crassa OR74A
Lineage: Eukaryota; Fungi; Ascomycota; Sordariomycetes; Sordariales; Sordariaceae
Exons: 3
Coding region: 1-339 (112 amino acids)
Source: RefSeq, a predicted model, not a curated record